AUGCGACCAUUCUGUGAUAUUCCGCUUGCCGGACAUGGCGGACAUGGGACGCAUGGACCAGGCGGACAAGGUUGCGGUGGUGGUGGAGGUGGUGGAGGUGGUGGAGGUGGUUCCACAGGCGGUGGUUCCACAGGCGGUGGUUCCACAGGCGGUGGUUCCACAGGCGGUGGUUCCACAGGCGGUGGUUCCACAGGCGGUGGUUUCACAGGCGAAGGUGGUUUCACAGGCGGUGGUUUCACAGGCGAAGGUGGUUUCACAGGCGGUGGUUUCACAGGCGAAGGUGGUUUCACAGGCGGUGGUUUCACAGGCGGUGGUUUCACAGGCGAAGGUGGUUUCACAGGCGGUGGUUUCACAGGCGAAGGUGGUUUCACAGGCGGUGGUUUCACAGGCGAAGGUGGUUUCACAGGCGGUGGUUUCACAGGCGAAGGUGGUUUCACAGGCGGUGGUUCCACAGGCGGUGGUUUCACAGGCGGUGGUUUCACAGGCGGUGGUUUCACAGGCGAAGGUGGUUUCACAGGCGGUGGUUUGGUGGAGGUGGUUUUUAUCACGGCGGAGGUGGUUUUUCACCGGGGCGGUGGUUUCACAGGCGGUGGUUUCACAGGCGGUGGUUUCACAGGCGAAGGUGGUUUCACAGGCGUUUGGAGGUGGUUUCACAGGCAGGUGGUUUCACAGGCGAGGUGGUUUCACAGGGGAGGUGGUUUCACAGGCGGUGGUUUCACAGGCGGUGGUUGGGGAGGUGGUUUAUUGUCAUCACGGCGGAGGUGUUUGUUUCACAGGCGAGGUGGUUUCACAGGCGGUGGUUUCACAGGCGAAGGUGGUUUCACAGGCGGUGGUUUCACAGGCGGUGGUUUCACAGGCGAAGGUGGUUUCACAGGCGGUGGUUUCACAGGCGGUGGUUUCACAGGCGAAGGUGGUUUCACAGGCGGUGGUUUCACAGGCGGUGGUUUCACAGGCGGUGGUUUCACAGGCGAAGGUGGUUUCACAGGCGGUGGUUUCACAGGCGGUGGUUUCACAGGCGAAGGUGGUUUCACAGGCGGUGUAGGCGGUGGUUUCACAGGCGAAGGUGGUUUCACAGGCGGUUUUGGUGGAGGUGGUUUUUGUCUCACAGGCGGGUGGUUUCACAGGCGGUUUUGUGGCGGUGGUUUCACAGGCGGAGGCGGUGGUUUCACAGGCGGUGGUUUCACAGGCGGUGGUUUCACAGGCGGUGGUUUCACAGGCGAAGGUGGUUUCACAGGCGGUGGUUCCACAGGCGGUGGUUCCACAGGCGGUGGUUUCACAGGCGGGAGGUGGUUUUCAUCAGGGCGAGGUGGUUUCACAGGCGGUGGUUUUGGAGGUGGUUUAUUGGGAGGCGGAGGUGGUUUCACAGGCGGUUUUGGUGGAGGUGGUUUAUUGUCACACGGGCGAGGUGGUUUCCAGGCGGUUUGGUGGAGGUGGUUUAUUGUCAUCACGGGCGGAGGUGGUUCCACAGGCGGUGGUUUCACAGGCGAAAGUGGUUUCACAGGCGGCUGUGGUGGAGGUGGUUUCACAGGCGGAGGUGGUUUCACAGGCGGUGGUUUCACAGGUGGUAUUUAUCGGGCGGAGGUGGUUUCACAGGCGGUUGUGGUGGAGGUGGUUUUUGUCAUCACCGGGCGGAGGCGGUUUGGUGGAGGUGGUUUAUUGUCAUCACCGGGCGGAGGUGGUUUCACAGGCGGUGGUUUCACAGGCGGUGGUGGAGGUGGUUUAUUGUCAUCACCAGGCGGAGGUGGUUUCACAGGCGGUUGUGGUGGAGGUGGUUUACUGUCAUCACCGGGCGGAGGUGGUUUCACAGGCGGUUGUGGUGGAGGUGGUUUAUUGUCAUCACCGGGCGGAGGUGGUUUCACAGGCGGUUUUGGUGGAGGUGGUUUAUUGUCAUCACCAGGCGGAGGUGGUUUCACAGGCGGAGGUGGACACACACCAGGCGGAGGUGGACACACACCAGGCGGAGGUGGACACACACCAGGCGGAGGUGGACACACACCAGGCGGAGGUGGACACACACCAGGCGGAGGUGGACACACACCAGGCAGAAGUGGACACACACAAGGCAGAGGUGGACAGUCCCCCAGGCAGAGGUCGUCCCCAGGGAUCCACAAGCGGAGGUUCUUUCUUCUCACAUUUGUCCUUCACAGGUGUACUGAGGAACGAAAGGAUGGCGAAUGGAAUAUCGUUGUCGUAAAAGACGAAACUAUGUGGAACUUCAUAAGAAUCAAGACAAACACUGCUAUUAUCAAGUGUUUCUUCAAAGGUAAAACAUCAAAAAUGGGACAUACAAAUGAAUUGAUCUGA
Necator americanus (New World hookworm) is the source of this 2304-nucleotide messenger RNA. RefSeq lists its product as uncharacterized. The record is from RefSeq and is a predicted model, not a curated record. The transcript has 6 exons. Lineage: Eukaryota; Metazoa; Nematoda; Chromadorea; Rhabditida; Ancylostomatidae. Bases 1 to 2304 code for a protein of 767 amino acids.